Messenger RNA from Lactuca sativa (garden lettuce), 980 nucleotides. RefSeq names its product ras-related protein Rab2BV. The record is from RefSeq and is a predicted model, not a curated record. Gene Ontology annotation, molecular function: GTP binding; GTPase activity. Lineage: Eukaryota; Viridiplantae; Streptophyta; Magnoliopsida; Asterales; Asteraceae.
UCCUGUUCAUUGGGUUCCUCUGUUUUGGGAUCCUCCUUCUCCACCCUUUCUCUCUCUCUCUCUCUUUCUCUCAAUCGUCUGGAAAUCUAAUCUUUUUUUACUGUUUUUCUUCAUCGCACGUUCCUGCAUGGUUUGUGACGAGUACAAACAGAAGGAAUGGCGUAUAAGGUGGAUCACGAGUAUGAUUACUUAUUCAAGAUUGUCUUAAUCGGGGAUUCGGGUGUCGGAAAAUCAAACAUACUUUCUAGAUUCACCCGGAAUGAGUUCUGUUUGGAAUCUAAAUCCACCAUUGGUGUUGAAUUCGCUACCAGGACUCUUCAGGUGGAGGGGAAGACAGUGAAGGCACAAAUAUGGGACACAGCAGGUCAAGAGAGGUAUCGAGCAAUCACAAGUGCUUAUUACAGAGGAGCAGUAGGUGCUCUUUUGGUUUACGACAUUACAAAAAAACAAUCAUUUGACAACGUUUUAAGGUGGCUUCGUGAGCUUAGGGAACAUGCAGAUUCCAACAUCGUCCUCAUGUUAGCUGGAAACAAAUCCGAUUUAAACCAUCUUAGAGCUGUUUCAGAAACCGAUGCUCAACAGUUGGCAGAAAAAGAAGAGCUGGCAUUCCUAGAAACUUCUGCACUUGAUGCAAAUAAUGUCGAGAAGGCUUUCCAAACAAUUUUACUUGAUAUUUAUCAUAUAGUAAGCAAGAAAGCCUUGGCUGCUCAGGAAGCAGCUGCUUCUAUUCCUACGAAAGGUACUACCAUUAAGGUUGAGAAUGGCGUGAAAGAUUCAAAGGGGAAUUGUUGUUCUAAUUAAGUCAUGUGUAUGUUUUUGGUUAACACGUUAAUUUGAGUACUCGAAAAGACACUCAACGUGAUGGCUUGAACAUUUGGUUGUAAGUUCAAGCCUUUCCCAUUGAUGGGACGCAAGAAAAUGAAAGAGGGAAAGUAAAGGAGAUGAAGAAUCGUGUAGAGGAUUUUAAGAGACAAAAAUAG